AUGACAUCGUCACUAAAGGAGCUACGCAUUGUUUUAAUUGGAAAAACAGGCCAUGGAAAAAGCUCGACUGGUAAUUCAUUAUUACAUUCUUCGACCGCUUUUUGCGCUUUAGAAUCAGGGUCAUCAAUCACAAGAAAAUGUGAAGUCGGAAAGGUCUCAUAUACAGACAACAACGCUCAACUGAGAGCUCUCACGGUUGUUGAUACACCAGGAUUUUUUGAUACUGAUCCAAACUAUACUAAUGACGUGAUUAAAAAACAAAUUGCAUCUCAAAUCUUUGAGAUGACCACACCAGGUGUUCAUGCUUUUCUGAUUGUCGUUAGUAGUACCAUCAGAUUUUCACCUGAAGAAAAGGCUACAAUCGAUUUUAUUCGAAAUAUUUUCGGUGAUAAGGCUGCUCAAUAUUGCAUCGUCGUUCUAACGGGUGUAGAUCGAUUACAACAAAAAAGUCCGGAAGAGUUUGUUAAUACAGCACCAGCAUUAAAAGAAUUCAUUCAGAUCUGUGGCAAUCGCUUAUUUGCUAUGAAUAAUACAUUAGUUGGUGAAUCAUUGAAAACAAAAACAAAAGAACUAAUUAAGAUGAUUGAUGAUAUGGUGAAAACUAAUAAUGGUACUUAUUACACCAAUGCAAUAUAUAUAGAAAUUGAAAGACAAAAAGAGGAAGACGAGCAAAAUCGAAAAGAAGAAGAACGGAGAAAGAAAAAAGCUGAAGAAGAUGCAUUGGUAGCACGAAUAAGAGAAGAAGAACGAAAGAAAGCAGAAGAGCGAGAACGACGGAUUCGUGAGGAGGAAAGACAAAGAGCAGAACAACGCAACGGACCGGGUACAUCUUUUGAUUUCAUGCGCUAUUUGACAAGUGCUUUUGGCGCAACUUCAAUAAAUGACUAUGCGUACAUGCCACAUUCAACAUCCAGACCUGUCAGUGCUAGUCCAUAUGGAGGUCGAUUGACGGGUGAAUAUAUGUCCACGACAGGUGCUGCGAAUGGUCGAGCUAUCUAUGAAGGACCAAAGGGUGGCCGGUAUCAUAUUACUGAAAGUGGUAACAGGAGCUACAUACGAAAAUGA
This is a messenger RNA of Rotaria sordida, 1065 nucleotides long. NCBI's taxonomy places the organism in Eukaryota, Metazoa, Rotifera, Eurotatoria, Philodinida, Philodinidae. The record is from the annotation of a GenBank genome assembly.